CUUCCCCACAUGCUCUUCUACGGCCCCCCAGGCACAGGAAAAACCUCCACUGUCCUUGCCCUCGCCAAAGAGCUCUACGGCCCCGAACUCGUCAAGUCCCGCGUCCUCGAACUAAAUGCCUCCGACGAGCGCGGAAUCUCCAUCGUACGCGAGAAGGUUAAAGACUUCGCCCGCAUGCAACUUUCCAAUCCUUCCGCCGCCUACCGUGCCCAAUACCCAUGUCCUCCCUAUAAGAUCAUCAUUCUAGAUGAAGCGGACAGUAUGACACAAGAUGCGCAGAGUGCGCUGAGGAGAACGAUGGAGACGUAUAGCAAGAUCACGCGGUUCUGUUUGAUUUGCAAUUAUGUAACGAGGAUCAUUGAUCCGUUGGCGUCGAGGUGUAGUAAGUUUCGGUUCAAGAGCUUGGAUCAGGGAAAUGCUGCUAGGAGGGUUGAAGAGAUCGCCGUGAAGGAGGGAGUGGCACUUGAGGAUGGAGCUGUGGAGACGCUGAUUAGAUGCAGUGAGGGGGAUUUGCGAAAGGCGAUUACGUUCUUACAGAGUGCUGCGCGGUUAGUUGGAGCUGUGGAGAAGGAUGAGGAUGAGGAGAGUAUGGAUGUUGAUGUGGAGAAGCAGGUUGUUACUGUAAGGAGUAUUGAGGAUAUUGCGGGAGUUAUUCCGGAUGAGACGAUUGAGGGAUUGGUUAAGGCGAUGCAGCCUAAGUCUAAGGGGGCGGUUUAUGAUGCUGUAUCGAAAGUGGUCACAGAUUUAGUUGCUGAUGGAUGGAGUGCUACUCAAGUUGUUACACAAUUGUUCCAAUCACUCAUCUACAAUGAAGCAAUUCCCGACCUCCAGAAGAACAAGAUUACUCUUGUAUUCUCGGAAACCGACAAGCGUUUGGUAGAUGGCUCGGACGAGCACUUGACGAUCUUGGACUUGUCAUUGCGCAUCUCGAAUAUCUUAGCUGGAGCUUGA
Messenger RNA from Lachnellula hyalina, 951 nucleotides. It is a transcript of the gene RFC2, whose product is annotated as Replication factor C subunit. The transcript is spliced from 2 exons. The record is from RefSeq and is a predicted model, not a curated record. NCBI's taxonomy places the organism in Eukaryota, Fungi, Ascomycota, Leotiomycetes, Helotiales, Lachnaceae. The annotation marks the transcript as partial. Gene Ontology annotation, molecular function: DNA clamp loader activity; ATP hydrolysis activity; ATP binding. Gene Ontology annotation, biological process: DNA-templated DNA replication; DNA repair. Gene Ontology annotation, cellular component: nucleus; DNA replication factor C complex.